Messenger RNA from Trichomycterus rosablanca, 1973 nucleotides. RefSeq names its product collagen alpha-1(XXIII) chain (gene col23a1b). The record is from RefSeq and is a predicted model, not a curated record. The coding region runs from base 1 to 1188 and encodes 395 amino acids. The transcript is spliced from 22 exons. Lineage: Eukaryota; Metazoa; Chordata; Actinopteri; Siluriformes; Trichomycteridae.
AUGGACCCAACCUGCUUUCUGUCAACAUCUCAGGCUGAUGGUGGGGGUGUGAUGGGUCUUCCAGCACAUGCCACCUCUGCCGGCCUCCUGAGUAAUCAGAUUCUCACAGUCAAGGGUGAUCAGGGUCAGGCAGGGCCUCCUGGUCCACCAGGGCCUCCUGGAGCACCGGGCCCAAUGGGGCCUCCAGGUAACACAGGCAAAGACGGACCCCAGGGCCUCACAGGACAGCCAGGCCUUCCUGGAGGAGAUGGAAAUGAGGGUCCAAGAGGGCCACCUGGUGUAAAGGGUGAAGUUGGAGAGCCUGGCGUAACUGGAAUUCAAGGCCCACCAGGGCUGAAGGGAGAUCAGGGUGUGCCAGGUGAUGAAGGAAAAAGGGGCAUGGAUGGAGUCCCGGGCGUAAAGGGAGAAAAAGGAGACACUGGGACUCCGGGACUACAGGGUGUUCCUGUUAUUACUGAGAACAUCGUGCAGGGUCCACCUGGCCCACCAGGGCCUCCUGGGGAGCUAGGAGAAAAGGGUGAGGCUGGCAUUCCCGGGCUACCUGGAUUAGAGGGCAUACAGGGUCCUCAGGGCGAAAAGGGAGAGGCUGGAGUAGCAGGAGAAAAAGGAGAGAUGGGUCAGCCUGGACCAGCGGGUGCUGAUGGGCAGAAAGGGGAGAAGGGAGACUCCAGGAUCGAAGACAAUCUGGCUCAGAUUAUCCCACUGCCUGGCCCUCCAGGACCACCUGGCCUUCAAGGCAUUAUGGGUUUUGCUGGAAUGCCUGGCCAAAAGGGGGAGCCAGGUGAGGCGAUAAAAGGAGAGAAGGGAGAAGUGGGAGAGACAGGUCCACCAGGGCCAAGGGGUCCUCAAGGGUUUUCUGGUGCUAAUGGAUUGGUGGGUCUACCAGGUGCCAAGGGCGAAAAGGGAAAACAAGGAGAACCUGGAAUUGAUGGUUUCCCAGGCCUACCAGGAACCAAGGGUGACAAGGGUGACCGAGGAGAAAAGGGUGAAAGAGGCUUAGUGGGGAAAAAGGGUCUAAAAGGACAGAAAGGAGAGCAGGGGCCUCCAGGACUGGACCAGCCAUGUCCUGUGGACCGAGACGGACUGCCAAUACCAGGUUGCUGGCAUAAGAAUGGCAGUUUUGAGAGUUCAGUUGAAAUAUACUUUGACUCACACAUGGACUGGCUAAGUGCAGGUUGGAUCCAAUAAAAGUGGCAGAUGUAAUUGAGGACAGCAUACAUAUAACAAUAUAUGCAUAUCAGCACAAGAUUAUAACCAGCGUUUCCCAUUGCCUGUGACAACAUAACACAGUAACCUAUGCUUAUCUGAAUUACCCAUCUUCUAAUGCCCCAAAGUAUGGAAACAAGACACCAUUUGUGGAGGGAUACCACUGGAAUACCUGUGAGGAGGCUCUAUGAUGGAGCAUGGGAUUACAAUUUGAAACUGGACUUCUGAAUAUUACAUUAGAAAAGAAAACCACAUAUUGUAAUCUGUUUUAAUAGUUAAAACCAACGCAAUGGUGGAUGUCACCAUUUACUUUGUACUGCUCUAAAGAGGACAAGAUGGUGUGCUUGAGGUUAAUCACCUUUUAAUGAACCAUUAAACAGAACAGUGAUGCUUGUGUAUUUCAGAUUAUGGGAAAACCUUGUAUUAUACAGCACUGUAAACAGAUGACAUGAAUUAUCCUUAAAAACCAGAAGAAAAUUAAUCAAUGACCAAAAGUAAACAAAGUGACAAAAAUGGCCUGUGUGUGGUUCCUUAAUACAUCUUGAAAAUGUAAUACAUUGCAUUGUUGACAAAGUUGGAUAACACAAAAGACUGUGUGACUGCAUGGCUAUUUUUAUUAAUCCUAAUAAUAUUUUUGAUACUGUGUAAAUAAUGUAUAGUUAUUUUUAAAACCUUGUCUGUAAGCAUUUUGCAUUUCCUGAUUGUGUAAGAUGAUUUAUUGAUAUAAAAUGUAAUGUGUGUAUUUUAGUCCUUAAUCUUUUACUUCA